UCGAACUCGAGAUAGCCUUUUCAAGUUCAUCAACUAUGGUCGAGGAAAUGCAACAAGACAUACGGCGCCAGGUGUGCGAGGCGCAGGAGAGUUGGAGACAAAAGUGCGGUGACAAUGACAACAACGCGAUGCCCUUUGUGACGAUGACCUAUGCGCAGAGCAUCGAUGGCUCUCUGACAGCAGAGAGGGGUGCGCGUAACGGCGUAAUUCUGGAGUGACUGCAGCAUGGCUGACAGACUUGAGUCUAUGAUCAGGCAAGCCGACACUACUCAGCGGAUCUGCAUCCAUGAAAAUGACGCACAUGCUGCGUACACUGCACGACGGCAUUAUGGUGGGAGUGGGGACUGUGCUCGCAGACAAUCCGUCUUUGAAUGCGCGGCUGGCGGAAGGUAACUUGUGAUCCUUUUGGCGCAACAGGUUCAGAUUGAUUUCCUGACAAUUGCUGGCGCCAAUGAACAAUGCAGGAAGCAAUCCACGACCGAUUAUUAUCGAUACGCACCUGCGAUGCCCGAUGACCAUUAAGCUACUCACCAUGCCGACCUGUGAAAAGCCGAUCAUCUUCUUCGGUCGUGGAUCUCAGGAUACAGAAACACUAGAGCGGAAACAAGCUCUUGAAGCACUCGGAGCUCGGGUCUUUGAAUGUAACACUACGCGUGGGGAGGAUAGUUGCGACCACGUCGAUCUUCGGGACGCCUUCCGUACGUUGUGUGCAUCUGGGAGUUGGUUUAGUUGCAUAAUUUCCAGAUGCCUGCACAGCGUUCUAAUGCUGUCUCAUGCAGGUAUAGUGAAGCAGCUUGGUAUCAGCAGCGUCAUGGUUGAAGGCGGCUCGGCGAUCUUGACGUCGUGCUUGCAGGAAGCCACACACCGACACAUAAUCGAUCUCGUCGUUGUCACCGUUGCCCCUACUUUUAUCGGAGGUCUCCGAGCGGUGGGCGGUUUACUAACCCCAAGCACACCAUCAGUUGCAACAACAUCGACCUUCCCGCGCUUAAAGCAGCCUCGUUAUCACGUUCUGGAAGAAGACCUGGUCAUACUUGGGCAGCUGGACAAUUAGCUCGAGACACCACCGACUGCGACGGGGUGCCUCCCUACGUUCACGCACUUCAACAUAACGGGGAGAUCACGCCGCAAAACUCUGGAAAAUGAGUGGCCGUCGCCUCGCAUUUAUCGGCAGACUUGCCUAAGUCAACCCAUGAAUAGUGACAAUUCACAUGUCAAUAAGCGCAGUAUUCCAGGAUUUCUGUUUUAGAAAUGCAUUGAUAAAUUUUGACCAAUCACCGACUAGAC
Molecule: messenger RNA, 1287 nt
Organism: Phytophthora nicotianae INRA-310
Lineage: Eukaryota; Oomycota; Peronosporomycetes; Peronosporales; Peronosporaceae
Exons: 3
Coding region: 452-1054 (200 amino acids)
Biological process (GO): riboflavin biosynthetic process
Molecular function (GO): 5-amino-6-(5-phosphoribosylamino)uracil reductase activity
Source: RefSeq, a predicted model, not a curated record